AUGGUUGUGCUGGUGAUGAUUAUGACGCUGCUGCUACAGAUCUCUCGGUUCGGCGUGCCGUCCCAGGUCACUACGGACCGCGGCCCACAGUUCGGGAGCGGUUUAUUCAAGGGCCUCACCGACAUCCUCGGGACAACUCGCGUCCGAACGACAUCCUAUCACCCUGCAUCCAACGGCCUCGUAGAGCGCCUUCAUCGCCACUUGAAGGCCGCCCUCGUCGCCCACGAAGAUAGGGCACACUGGGUACACCACCUGCCUUUGGUGCUCCUCGGCAUCCGCGCAGCCGUCAAGACCGACAUCGGGUGCAGUGCGGCUGACCUUGUGUAUGGCUGUGCUCUGCGUCUUCCAGCCGAUUUCUUCGUGCCGCCCUCUCCCGACCCGUCCCCAUCCCUCUACCUGGACCGCCUCCAUCGGUUUUUCGCCACACUCCGACCCGUUGCCACCCGCGCUUCAUCCACCCGCCGUGCUCACGUCCCCCAAGACCUGUCAUCCGCAACGCACGUGUUCCUGCGCACGGACGCCGUGCGGAAGUCGCUCACGCCGCCCUAUUCCGGUCCACAUCCCGUUCUCGGUCGCCACGGCAAGAACUUACGCAUCUCUAUCAACGGCCGAGAGGACGUCGUUGCCGUCGACAGAUUGAAGCCAGCCUACAUAGACCAUGCCACCGUCGACUCCUACACCACUGAUUCCUCAGCCUGGAACGGUUUCCCUCCAACGCUUGGUGUCCCGGCAUCAGCCAACUCUUCCCCAAACUGCCCGAAGCGCAUCGAGAAACACGUCACGUGGGCCGACAGCUGCAAGCUGCCACUAGUGGGGGGCCAUGUAGCAGCCGACGGAAAUGGACGACGAGCGCCGCCAUGGACGUUUCGUCACGACGCGUAUCUCGCGCAUGAUUUCCAUUGA
Messenger RNA from Ornithodoros turicata, 903 nucleotides. RefSeq lists its product as uncharacterized. Gene Ontology annotation, molecular function: nucleic acid binding. The record is from RefSeq and is a predicted model, not a curated record. Gene Ontology annotation, biological process: DNA integration. The coding region runs from base 1 to 903 and encodes 300 amino acids. The transcript has a single exon. Lineage: Eukaryota; Metazoa; Arthropoda; Arachnida; Ixodida; Argasidae.